CUAGUUUGAGGACUUCAUGACGAUUUACAUAUUCGAUUUAUAAUGGAUGGAGAUCUGCUGUCUUUGUCAUCUUCCUCCUCGUUAUCAUCUUCAGCAGCAGAAGGAGAACCAACAGGAGGACAGAAAGAUGCUUCACCUAAGAGUGACAGCAGCCUUCCUCAGAGCCAACAGGAACCCAAAUCAGCUGAAGAAGAGUUAUGGGUGCAGGAGGAGAGUCCCGUGGCUGACAGGCUACUGUCCACAGAGGAGCAGGUGACUCUGAUCACAGAGAGUCUGACAGUCACCUCGACUGACCAGGAAAAGCUGCUGCUGCUCAACAAGAACACUGAGCUCCGCAGAGUCAACAAGGAGCUGAUGAAGCUGAACGAGGACUGGGACCAGGUGUACCGCAGUGCCACGCUGCGUCUACAGCACAGGCUGGAGGCUUUGGAGCUGGAGAACAGCGCAAUCAAACAGCUUAACAACAGACUGCUCCUCAAAGUUGAACAUCAGCAGAGUGCAAAGGAGUACUAUGAGCAAGCAUUGAUGCAGGAGCUGAAGAAGAACCAAGAGCUGCAAGAAUAUAUCAGGCUGCUGGAGAGCAGGUUGCACCACCCAGGGAGAGACUUCACACCUGCCAAACCGGGAAGCUUUACUACUGUGAUGCGAGGUCCAGCUCUGGGCCCCGGAAGUCAUCCUGACCUGUCUUGCGGCUCUGCACAAAACCCUUCACCCUCCUUUUUCCCAGCUUCUACCAGCCCAGAGGCUGAGUAUCACCGAAAAGGCCAGGCCAGCAGUUCCCCACUGGGAGCGCUGGAAAACUCCAAGCAAGAAGUGCAGGAUUUAAAAGAGCAGCUGGAGGCACUAAGAUGUCAGACUGAGAUAUAUGAGGCAGAAUAUCAGACAGAGCACAACGACCACAAGCACACGCUGCAGGAGAACCGAAGGCUGAGGAAGAAGAGAGAGGAGAUGCGCCAACAGGUGGCACUACUGCAAGAACAGCUUAAGAUAUAUGAGGAUGACUUCAGACGGGAGCGGUCGGACAAACAGAUGCUGCAGAGGCUGCUGUUACAGAAGACGUCUGAACACAAAAACCCUGUGCUCAUCCACCGCUGUAAUAACGAACAGCAGCUGCUAGGGGGCGACAAGAGACCACAAAAUGGAGAGAAAAGGAAACAGCACCACCCACUCUGCCCAAAGCACCCUAACAGGGACAAAGACUCAGUGUGAGACUUAGAGGGAAAGUGAGCCAUGUUUACAGAAAAUGAUUGCCUGGUAACAUCAGACUCACUAAAUGUGUCAGCAGCUCUCAAAGGAUCUUGAGUACUAAGUCUCGUCUGGAAAAGCAUCAUUAGACAAAGUAAAACUCGUCAUGUCAUUUUUUUAAGCACUUCAGCAGAAACAUUUGCCAGUGUGUACAUAACUCUCACUGCUGCAAGUUUGAAGUUUCCUUAUAGUGUAAAAAGAACAACCUUAUGAAAUAUUCCCUUCACAGUCGAAGAGAAACUGAAACAAAAAGAACAGAAAGAGAAGUAGGAGACCAGAACUGAGCGAGAAGAUGAGUGAACCAAAAACUGUAGUUUGAGCUAAACAAACACCUCACAGAUCCUCAGCUGACAGCUUCACUGUUUGUGCACCAAUAUGCUGGUUUGUGAAGGGAAGUAGUUACACACUGCUGUAUGUAUGACAUCAUCACUUAGAACAAACAUAACCAGACAAGUUUUAGAAGAAAGUUCUUUCUUUUAUUUUUAAGGAAUAUUUUGAAGCUAUAAUGACGUCGUUACUUAACAUGACAGUUUUCAGCUGUGCUAACUCGAUCACUUACCCACAUAACUUAACUUAUAACUUAAUAAUUUAGCAAUGCGGGACUGAUAUUGGUUGAAGAUGUGCCUGUGUAGAUAGUUUAGUCAAAAUCAGGCAUGAUUUAUGAGUGUAAUUCAUCACACUUGCAUCGUUUCAGGUUUCCGAUAUAGAGUAAAUAUGCUUUUAUUAGGAUUAACAUAUUUAA
Pelmatolapia mariae (spotted tilapia) is the source of this 1987-nucleotide messenger RNA. RefSeq lists its product as uncharacterized. Gene Ontology annotation, biological process: regulation of transcription by RNA polymerase II; cellular response to lipopolysaccharide. NCBI's taxonomy places the organism in Eukaryota, Metazoa, Chordata, Actinopteri, Cichliformes, Cichlidae. The transcript is spliced from 7 exons. The record is from RefSeq and is a predicted model, not a curated record. The coding region runs from base 43 to 1209 and encodes 388 amino acids.